AUGAGGAUGAUGAUGAUGAUGAGGGAAAUUGGCCACAAAGAUAAUGAGGAUGUUGAGAUCAAUGGCGAUAAUGAAGGUGAUAGGAAAAGAGAGAGAGAGAGAGAGAGAGAGAGAGAGAGAGAGAGAGAGAGAGAGAGAGAGAGAGAGAGAGAGGAGAGAGAGAGAGAGAGAGAGAGAGAGAGAGAGAGAGAGAAGGAUAAUGGGAGAGGGAAACAAUGGAAGCGAAAUUCUGAUGAAGAAGAAGAAGAAGAAGAAGAAGAAGAAGAAGAAGAAGUAAUAAAAAAAGAACAGUCAGUUAUAGAGAAGGAACAGUCAGUUAUAAAGAAGAAACAGUCAGUUAUAGAGGAUAAACAGUCAGUUAUGGAUGAGGAAUCAGUUAUAAAGAAGGAACAGUCAGUUAUAGAGAAGGAAACGUCAGUUAUAGAGAAGGAACAGUCAGUUAUAGAUGAGGAACAGUCAGUUAUGGAUGAGGAAUCAGUUAUAGAGAAGGAACAGUCAGUUAUAGAGAAGGAAAAGUCAGUUAUAGAGAAGGAACAGUCAGUUAUGGAUGAGGAACAGUCAGUUAUAAAGAAGGAACAGUCAGUUAUAGAGAAGGAAAAGUCAGUUAUAGAGAAGGAACAGUCAGUUAUAGAGGAGGAACAGUCAAUUAUAGAGAAGGAACAUUCAGUUAUAGAUGAGGAACAGUCAGUUAUAGAGAAGGAACAGUCAGUUAUAGAUGAGGAACAGUCAGUUAUAGAGAAGGAAAAGUCAGUUAUAAAGAAGGAACAGUCAGUUAUAGAGGAGGAACAGUCAGUUAUAGAGAAGGAACAGUCAGUUAUAGAGAAGGAACAGUCAGUUAUAGAGAAGGAACAGUCAGUUAUAGAGAAGGAAAAGUCAGUUAUAGAGAAGGAACAGUCAGUUAAGGAUGAGGAACAGUCAGUUAUAAAGAAGGAACAGUCAGUUAUAGAGGAGGAACAGUCAGUUAUAGAGAAGGAACAGUCAGUUAUAAAGAAGGAACAGUCAGUUAUAGAGAAGGAACAGUCAGUUAUAAAGAAGGAACAGUCAGUUAUGGAGAAGGAACAGUCAGUUAUAGAGAAGGAAAAGUCAGUUAUAGAGAAGGAACAGUCAGUUAUGGAUGAGGAACAGUCAGUUAUAGAGGAGGAACAGUCAGUUAUAAAGAAUGAACAAUCAGUUGUAGAGGAAAAACAGUCAGAUAUAAAGAAGGAACAGUCAGUUAUUGAGCAGGAGCAAUCAGUUGUAGAGGAGGAACAGUCAGAUAUAAAGAAGGAACAGUCAGUUAUUGAGCAGGAGCAAUCAGUUGUGUUGAAACUAUUUGGGAUUGUUGCUGACCCUCCUGACGAGAUCAUCCCUCGGGCGGCUCUUGAGGAAUGUGUCCUCGAGGGUGAAAAAUGUUUCGACUUUUUACUUUCCUGUAAGGUCAUCGACGCCUGUAUAGAUUCUCCAUAA
This is a messenger RNA of Homarus americanus (American lobster), 1446 nucleotides long. RefSeq names its product golgin subfamily A member 6-like protein 22. NCBI's taxonomy places the organism in Eukaryota, Metazoa, Arthropoda, Malacostraca, Decapoda, Nephropidae. The coding region runs from base 1 to 1446 and encodes 481 amino acids. The record is from RefSeq and is a predicted model, not a curated record. The transcript is spliced from 8 exons.